UCCACCCUUCCUGUGAUGUACACUGGUGUUUAGGUCAGAUGUGUGCUUCUCAGUGAUUAUUGCAAGCAUCAUGAUGCAUGGACACACUGCUGCUGUUAGAUCUGUGAGAAACACACACACAAACGCACACACACUCACACGCCCUUCAAGGGUGAGAAACAUCGUGUUAAGGAGGAAAUGAGUUUGUCAUGAAGAAAUGAACAGGAAGAUGUGUGUCACACAGACGAGCAGCAGCAGGAUGGAGACGCUCGGCUUAAUUCUCUUCAUGUGGGCAUCUCUUUCAGAGGCCUUCAACAUCGACACUGAACAUCCACUGAGAUUUAACGGCACGCCGGAAGAUUUCUUUGGUUACAGCGUUUAUCAGACUGAGUUUGGAGACAGGAAGCAGAUCAUUGUUGGAGCUCCAUUAGAAGGAAACUCAACAGGGGAGAUGUACAGCUGCACAGCAGAUCUACAGUCCUGCACACGACUGCAGCGGCCAGGUAUCAGCAUCACAGCCAUCUACCAGUGACUGCUGUGGACUUACACUGCUUCAUACUGAGCUGAUGACUC
This is a messenger RNA of Carassius carassius (crucian carp), 552 nucleotides long. Its product is annotated as integrin alpha-11-like. Lineage: Eukaryota; Metazoa; Chordata; Actinopteri; Cypriniformes; Cyprinidae. The coding region runs from base 197 to 511 and encodes 104 amino acids. The record is from RefSeq and is a predicted model, not a curated record. The transcript is spliced from 3 exons. Gene Ontology annotation, molecular function: integrin binding. Gene Ontology annotation, biological process: cell adhesion mediated by integrin; cell-cell adhesion; cell-matrix adhesion. Gene Ontology annotation, cellular component: integrin complex; external side of plasma membrane.